UCCAGGCGCGAACUUCCGCUACCGGGUGUGAAGCCCAGUGGAGGUUUCCCGAAAGAGGGUCCGUUCUUUUCCCUUUCCGUCCCCUUCCUCCCUCCCUCCCUCCUUUCCUUUUUCUGCUUUGUUUUGUUGUUGUUUUCUCCUGGGAAACCUGACCCUUCGUCGCUGAGAUGAGGCCCGACGUCCGGCCUGGCGCCUUCAUCGUCUCGUCACGGCUUUGAAGACAGCAGAGGAAGACAGACAGACCUUCUGCGCAUUGGAGCAGUUUUCAAAAUACGCUCAUCCAUGGAAGAGGCACAAGAUCUAACUGAACAGCCUAUGAAAAAAGCCAAGAUGCAGGAAUCGCGUGAGCAGCUGUUAAGACAAGUAAACAGCACUGACAGUAGUGAUCAGAAACCUGGAUCUUCGAAUGCUGGUUCAAACCUGUCCAUGUCCAAUGAAAUUAUAGCAUGCACUGACUACAUGCCAAGAUCAUCGAAUGAAUAUACCUCACAGAUGUAUACUACAAAGGCAUAUACACAUGUUAUUUCUGUACCCGUAUCUGAAACGAUGGCCUCAUAUUCUGGUCAGACUCAAUACCAAGCACUACAGCAGGCACAGACUUAUGCUGUGUAUCCUCAGACAACCCAAGCCUAUGGACUACCUCCUUUUGGUGCACUGUGGCCAGGUAUGAAACCCGAGAGUGGUUUAAUUCAGUCUCCAUCUCCAAGUCAGCACAGUGUUCUCACCUGCACUACAGGGUUAACCACAAGCCAGUCCAGUCCAGCACAUUAUUCUUAUUCCAUACAAGCUCCAAGUACCAGUGCCAACUCAGUUGCCUCCUCCUCAGCUUCAGUCAACAUUUCAGCAUCAGCAGUAGCCAGCAUUUCUCAACAGGAGUAUCCUACAUACACGAUCAUUGGUCAGGGUCAAUACCAGCCAUAUUACCCAAGUUCAGCCUUUGGCGUGAUAACACCAGCAGACGGCAGCACAGCGAGUGCCACAUUGACACCGACCACAUACCCUUCUGAAAAACCAAAUGCCAUGGUGCCUACUCAGACAGCGCAAAGUCAUUCCUCUGGAGAACCAUCGUUUGCAAAAGCUACAGGAAGUAAGGACACAGAUGAACAGUACAGAAAAAAUGUGCCUGGGAAAAAUAGAGGAAAGAGGAAAGCAGACCCUGCUUCACCACAGGACAAUGAACUUGAACGAGUAUUUCUGUGGGACUUGGAUGAGACCAUCAUAAUAUUUCAUUCUCUUCUCACAGGAGCAUAUGCCCAGAAGUAUGGGAAGGAUCCAAAUCAAGUGAUUGGCUCUGGAUUGACUAUGGAAGAAAUGAUUUUUGAAGUUGCUGACACACACUUAUUUUUCAAUGACUUAGAGGAGUGUGACCAGGUUCAUGUGGAAGAUGUUGCAUCAGAUGACAAUGGGCAAGAUUUAAGCAAUUACAAUUUUUCCACGGAUGGCUUCAGUGGCGCAGGAAACAAUGCCGGUCAUAGUUCAACAGGUGUCCAGGGUGGAGUGGAUUGGAUGAGGAAGUUGGCUUUCCGCUACCGGAAGGUGCGUGAGGUAUAUGACAAAUACAGAAGCAACGUAUCAGCCCUCCUGAGCCCAGAGAAGAAGGAAACUUUUCAGAGAUUGAGAGAUGACAUAGAGAUGUUAACAGAUUCCUGGUUGGGAUCAGCAUUAAAAUCCCUACUGCUCAUUCAAUCCAGAAAGAAUUGUGUGAAUGUUCUCAUAACAACCACUCAGCUGGUGCCAGCUCUGGCCAAAGUCCUGCUGUAUGGACUAGGUGAAGUGUUCCCCAUUGAAAAUAUUUAUAGUGCAACAAAAAUAGGCAAAGAGAGCUGUUUUGAAAGGAUUGUUUCUCGAUUUGGGAAGAAAGUCACAUAUGUGGUGAUUGGUGACGGACGCGAUGAAGAGAUGGCAGCCAAGCAGCACAACAUGCCAUUUUGGAGAAUUGCGGAACAUGCUGAUCUGGUGUCCCUCCACCAGGCCCUCGAACUGGACUUUCUGUGAAGAGCUGAGGGAAAGGCAGAUUAUCACAGCUCCCCAAUGACCCACUUGAUCCUUUUUGUGGGACUUCCUUUUUUGUCCAGACACGAGAAUUGUACUGACAGAAGUAUAUAGCAGAAGGCACUACAUCGCACUUCCAGGAGAACUGCCGAAGAGCCUUGAUAAGUCAUUCAGGUGCUCCAGUUAUGUCCUCUGGGCUUUGGAGAAGGUGAUUUUUUUUGAGAUUCAACAUAGCAUCACAGGUAGAAUAAUCUCCAGCAAGAAAGACCUCUCUCACUGUGCAGCCAUUUAUGGAAUUAUUGUCAAAGUGGGGGAGAGCAGUACAUUUUUGUAGCGUAAUGUCACCUUUACAUCUCUCUCGAGCUUUCAAAUAUAGAAGGAAAUAAAUUAGUGGGUUGUUGUUGUUUUUUCCCAGAGCAGGAUCCAGGGAGACCUUGCUUAUUUUUGCAAAGCCAUAAAAAAAAAUUCCGAUUUUUAGGAAAACGUGGCAAAAUCUGUCAGUCUGUGGGACGCUGAAUAUACCCAGUUUUUGAUCUUUGACAACAAGGGGGGGGGGGGUGGCUGUUUUGUGUGCCUUGUAAGACUUUCUCUCAAGCUUCUCAUUUCACCAACUCCUUCAGGAGGUUGCAGAAGAGCAUUUCAAUACCAAAUGACUUGAAAAGGAAAAAGAGUGUGUUGCCUAAUGGCAUCCUGAUUUCAUCCUCCUUUUCACUAGCAUGCUUGCAUAAGUCAAGGAGAAAUAAAAGCCCCUCUCUUAAGACACAACAUAACAUUUUGGCAUUUUUAUUUUUAUUUUUUUCGUGUCAGGAGCGACUUGAGAAACUGCAAGUCGCUUCUGAUGUGAGAGAAUUGGCCAUCUGCAAGGACAUUGCCCAGGGGAUGCCUGGAUGUUUUGAUGUUUUACCAUCCUUGUGGGAGGCUUCUCUCAUGUCCCCGCAUGGGGAGCUGGAGCUGACAGAGGGAGCUCAUCUGCGCUCUCCCCAGAUUCAAACCUGCGACCUGUCGGUCUUCAGUCCUGCUGGCACAAGGGUUUAACCCACUGCACCACUGGAGGCAUUUCAGCAUGGAAUGGUUAGCAAACCCUGCCAUGGUAUGCUGACUUCCCAAGCAAUGUCUUAGUUUGUUGUUGAAGGCUUUCAUGGCCAGAAUCACUGGGUUGCUGUGAGUUUUCUGGGCUGUAUGUGGGCCAGGGUUCAGGAGAGAAUGCUUCUGGAAUAUGGCCAUACAGGCUGGAAAACUCACAGCAACCCAUUGUCUUGGUUGAUACAUCCCAUAUUUCUGCUGAAAUUCUAUAUUUUGAAGUAGGGUUUCAGACCUGUAUAAUGGACCCAGAAUAUGAUUCUACUGUUCAGCAAGCGAAAAGAGGCAGUUCAAAUUAUACUUUUUGUUAGACUAGUGUUUGGACCUGUCACUGUGGCAGGUUCAACCACUGACCUAGUGGAAAGGGGAAGCAGGCAUUACUCUUCUCACUUCCACAAAACAGAUAGGUUGUUGUAGGUUUUUCGGUUUGUAUGGCCAUGUUCUAGAAGCAUUUUCUCCUGACAUUUUGUUUGCAUCAGUGACAAGCAUCCUCAGAGGUUCUGAGGAUGCUUGUCACAGAUGCAGGCGAAGCAUCAGGAGAGAAUGCUUCUAGGACAUGGCCAUGCAUCCCAAAAAACCUACAACAACCCAGUGAUUCCAGCCAUGAAAGCCUUCAACAAUACACAAUACAGAUAGCAUGCUAAAAAAAGUAGGUAGGUGGUGGGGGUGUCCUAAUCUUCAAAGAACACAUCUGAAGUUUCGGCUUGCCAUAAUAAUUUACUUUUUGGCUUGGGCACGAAGGAAUCUAAGAUAUCAGUCCCAGCUAAUACGUGAUAACUCUCAAGAAAGGCUAUCAUGUCAUUUAGAUCAUACUUUUUGAAGUAACUUUUCUAAGUUCACAUAUAAACACAUGCUGUGAUACCCAGCCUCAUUUGCUCCUGAUUAUUUAGUUAUUUGCUUCAAACGUUUUGAUGGGGUGGCAGUAUAGCAAUGUAUUUUUUUCAUGGGGGCAUAGCAUGUGCUGGAGACCUGGAUUCUGGACAGAGAUGUGCACCAAAGAGGGGAGAAAUUGCCUUUUUCAUGUACAGAGAACCACAAAACUGCCUUGUUUCCUGAUAUUUUCACAGUCACCACCUCUUACAGGUUCACUGAAAGCACUCUGUUGCUCUUUCUCUGGAUUCUCCCUCUUUGCGACAUGCUGUGCUUCACUUCGGAGUCAACUCUGUGCCUUAACUUCCAUCCUAAGUUUCGGCCUGGAAAUGUCACAGGCUGUGGAGAGAGCGGUUGUCAAUCCCUUUUCAAAGUUAACUUUAAUUAUGCAUUUAUUUCUCUAAUGUUUUCAGUAAGCAUAGCCAGUGGAGGUGGAAGCUGACCAGUGUUGCCCUGAACUUGACUUAAAGAGAAACUGUUUUUGGAAACACCAUUGGCCCUAUUUGUGAAGAGUAGUUUUUUUUGUUGUCCUCAGAUAUCAAUAUUUAUAUGCUGUCUUUUUUCUGAUGUAUGUAAUUUUUGCCUCAGAUCCUCAGGUGAUGGUACUUUUGUUCCUGUUGACUUUAAUAAAGGAUGCCCUGGCUCUUUUAUCACUGAUUUUAUUUUUCUGGCUGCCUCUCUUAGGUUUUCAUAAAGAAUUUGGAAAUUAGUAGAGCUUUUGCCUCCUGCUCUUGGUUGCUGUGUUAAUUACCAUUCAUCAGCUUGAUUUAUUCGAAUGCAGGCAUGGGCAAACUUUGGCUCUCCAGGUGUUUUGCACUUCAACUCCCACAAUUCCUAACAGCCUACCGGCUGUUUGGAAUUGUGGGAGUUGAAGUCCAAAAAACCUGGAGGGCCGAAGUUUGCCCAUGCCUGUUCUAAUGCAUAGUCAGCUCUCUGCAUCCCUUAACAAGGUGGGAUGAAGGUCUGGACUUUUCAAUGAUGAAUGAGUCUGUGGUUUUCAUCAUAGCUUUGAAUUAUUAAAGGUUCCAUCGAGCAGCAGAGGCAGAGGCUGCGAUAUGUUGGCUGAUAUGGAAUAUAAAUGCUUGUUCUCCAUCACGUUCCUGCCAGCAUCCAGAAUGGGUGUUAGCUGUUUUAGUGGUUUUUAUUGGAGGGCAUUAAUGGCUUUAGAUCCCUUGAGCAUCAUGUUCUGUGUUAAUGGAAAUUGUCCUGUGAACUGGAAAAAAAAUAAAGUCUUUUAUUUUCUAUUGAAGAAAUCAAAA
This is a messenger RNA of Anolis sagrei ordinatus, 5201 nucleotides long. Its product is annotated as eyes absent homolog 3. Gene Ontology annotation, molecular function: protein tyrosine phosphatase activity. NCBI's taxonomy places the organism in Eukaryota, Metazoa, Chordata, Lepidosauria, Squamata, Anolidae. The record is from RefSeq and is a predicted model, not a curated record. Gene Ontology annotation, biological process: positive regulation of DNA repair; negative regulation of extrinsic apoptotic signaling pathway in absence of ligand; multicellular organism development. Gene Ontology annotation, cellular component: nucleus.